AUGCGCUUCAGUAGAAAGGGUAAACAUAGACCCUUGGGGAUUGCCUAUGCUGAGUUUAAAACUCAAGAGCAAGCUCAGCUUGCUAUUAAAGAUUUCGACGGUGCUUUGGUUAAUGGGAAAAGGAUAACAAUCAAGACUUCUAAUCCGUAUACACCACGCACUCACCGAUUAAAUUUUAUCUGGAAACCAAGAUCAAAAAAAGCUGUAAAGCCUGGUCCGUUAUUUGAAGAAGAUUUCCAGUCUUUAGCUGAAAACAACAACAACAACAACAACAACAACAACAACAACAAUACUAAUAAUAUUAAUAACAAUAAUGCAGAGACAACCUCCUUCUCCGAGUCUGUUGGCGAGUCGUCGCAAACAAACUCAAACUCAAACUCAAACUCAAACGUGUUGCCAAAUACAAUCCUUAUUCCAAAAGCUCGAGGAGUAGUCUCAGAAGGUACAGUUCAAGAAUUUUUCAAAGACUAUUCCCCCAGUAAAAUCACCAUUCUCAAUAAUAAGAAAUCUAGAAUAAAUCCAAUUAAUCUUACUGGGUCCUCUGUAAGUGUUUUGGCUAGGUUCGAUUCUUCUGACUUCCAUUUGGAUGACGUUAUUGCAAAAUUAAAGUUGCAAAAAUUGAACGGAAAACGCGUUGAAUUAAAGUCUGUUAAUAGGACAAAAGCUGAGGAAUUGGAAAGAGCUGCUAUCAAGUUAACAACACUUUCCAAAUUAUCUGAUGCAAGCACCACCAACAGAAACUUAUUGGCUGCAAACAUUGAUGAUGAUGAUGAUGAUGAUGAUGAUGAUGCUGCUGCUGCUGCUGCUGCUACCACGUCAAAUAUUUCAAGAAGAGAUGGAUCAGAAAUAGUAUCAGCAGAACAGAGAAGCCAAGAGGAUGACAUUGGUCACGUUCAAGAUCUUACAAGUAGUUCAAACUUUACAGAGCCAAUCGUGUCUUCCAAUCCUGCUACACCCAUUUGCUAA
Lodderomyces oxycetoniae is the source of this 966-nucleotide messenger RNA. RefSeq lists its product as uncharacterized. Bases 1 to 966 code for a protein of 321 amino acids. NCBI's taxonomy places the organism in Eukaryota, Fungi, Ascomycota, Pichiomycetes, Serinales, Debaryomycetaceae. The record is from RefSeq and is a predicted model, not a curated record. The transcript has a single exon. Gene Ontology annotation, molecular function: RNA binding.